AUGGAAGGACUCGGAAUGCCAGAAGGAUUUGACGAGGCAAUUUACCUAAUUGAACUUAACGACUGCGUAAAAGACUACUUGCGCAAAGUCAUGAAGCCCAAGGUCAAGUUCACCACUAUUUCUGGAAGGGCUGCCUUGACUCUCGAGAUUUCGACUGGAAUUCCAAUUGAGGUACCAGACGGGACAGCCUACGACGACAUAAAGCAAGCAAAGAAGGAAGCCAUUAUAAAGUUCUUUGCCAAGCGUCCUUGGAUACUACUUCCAAACAGAGAGAGUCCAAUUCCACGAAUUAUACAAAUUCUCAGAGCACUGUUCCACUUCUCUGGUCAACCAUUCUACAUAACCUGUGAAGGCGACAUCCAACCAGUUCAGUAA
Messenger RNA from Trichomonas vaginalis G3, 375 nucleotides. RefSeq lists its product as uncharacterized. Bases 1 to 375 code for a protein of 124 amino acids. Lineage: Eukaryota; Parabasalia; Trichomonadida; Trichomonadidae. The record is from RefSeq and is a predicted model, not a curated record. The transcript has a single exon.